Messenger RNA from Paramecium pentaurelia, 1723 nucleotides. NCBI's taxonomy places the organism in Eukaryota, Ciliophora, Oligohymenophorea, Peniculida, Parameciidae. The record is from the annotation of a GenBank genome assembly.
UUUAUUUAAAAAAUGAGUUUAGCAUUUGAUGACUAUGGCAGACCAUACAUUAUUUUAAGAGAUCAAGGAUAAAAGAAAAGAAUGAAGGGUUUGGAGGCAUAUAAAAGCAAUAUUUUGGCUGCCAAGGCUGUUGCAAAUACAUUAUCAUCAUCUCUUGGACCAAAGGGAAUGGACAAGAUGUUGGUAUCUCCAGAUGGGGAUGUUUCAGUAACAAAUGAUGGUGCAACAAUAGUGGAGAAGAUGGUAUAAAAAUAUUUAAAAUAAAUUAUAGGAAAUAUAGCAUCCAACCGCAAAAUUAUUAGUGGAAUUGUCAUAAUCACAAGAUGCUGAAAUAGGUGAUGGUACAACAGGAGUAGUAGUGUUGGCUGGAAAAUUAUUAGAGUAGGCACUUACUUUAUUAGACAAAGGAAUCCAUCCAUUGAAGAUUAGUGAUGGAUUUGAUAGAGCAUGUGAUGUUGCUAUAAGUAUUGAUUCAUAUCCUAAUAAUAUAGAACAUUUGGAAACCAUAUCAGAAGAAAUAGAUAUUUAAGCAAAUGACAAUGAAGCUUUAGUCUAAGCAGCUUGUACAGCUCUUGGUUCAAAAGUUGUAUCUAAAAGAAAGAGAGAACUUGGUAAGAUUGCAGUCACUGCAGUUUUGGAUGUGGCUGAUUUAGCCAGGAGAGAUGUCAAUUUGGAUUUGAUUAAAAUUCAAACUAAAACUGGAGGAAGUGUAGAAGACACAAGAUUAAUUUCAGGAAUUCUUAUUGACAAAGAUAUGAGUCAUCCUUAAAUGCCCAAAGAGGUAAAAGAUGCCAAAAUUUGUUUAUUAACAUGUCCAUUUGAACCACCUAAACCUAAGACUAAGCACAAUAUUAAUAUUUCUAGUGCAGAUGAUUAUAAGAAAUUAUAUUUAUAGGAAUAAUAAUACUUUGUUGAUAUGGUCAAACUAGUCAAAAAUAGUGGUGCUAACAUUGCAUUAUGUUAAUGGGGUUUUGAUGAUGAAGCCAAUCAUUUAUUAUUAUAAAAUGAAUUACCUGCUGUCAGAUGGGUAUCUGGUACAGAUGUUGAACUUAUUGCUAUGGCUACUGGAGCUAGAAUCAUUCCAAGAUUUUAAGAAAUUACACCUGAAAAAUUAGGAAAAGCUGGUUGUGUCAAAGAAGUAUAAUUCGGAACUUCAAACGAAAGAAUGUUAGUCAUUGAAAAUUGUCAAUGCACAAAGGCUGUUACUAUUUUGAUCAGAGGAGGAAGUCAAAUGAUCGUUGAUGAAGCCAAAAGAUCAAUUCAUGAUGCAAUCUGUGUCAUUAGAAAUUUAAUUAAAGACAAUAGAAUUGUCUAUGGAGGAGGUUCAGCUGAAUUAGCUUGUGCUAUCUAAGUUCUUUAAUAUGCUGAUGAAGUAUUUAAUCUAUAUAUUUUAGGUUUCAUCAGUAGAAUAAUAUGCCAUUAGAUCAUUUGCAGAUGCCUUAGAGGGUAUCCCUUGUUGUUUAGCAGAUAAUUGUGGUCUUAACCCAAUUACAUCAGUUGCUCAAGCUAAGGCAUUGUAAUUAAAAGAAAACAAUCCAAGAAUUGGAAUUGAUUGCAUGGAAUUAGUAUUUACUAUUAUUAAUAUUAAGGGUACCAUUGAUAUGAAAGAAUAAAGAAUAUAUGAAACUUUGAGUUCAAAGAAAUAGUAAAUCUAAUUAGCCACAUAAGUUGUCAAGAUGAUAUUGAAAAUAGAUGAUGUUAUUGCACCUGACGAUUAUUGAGU